UCCAUGUUGGAAAAAGGUGACACUAGCAUUGACUCCACAGAAAAUUCACAUGUCAAGAUGCACACCAUGAUGCGACUGAUGGCUAUCUGGAUUGCGAAUGAACAUGGAUACAUGACCAAGUGGUUACAAAAUUCCCCAUAUAGAGCACCCUUGGCUGAAGAGAUGUGGCACAAAAAUAUAACCUUUUUAAACUUGGAGGGGACGGAAAUAAUCGGAUUGCCUUUUGAGGUAUGCUCAUUGACCGAACUGCAACAUCUCAAUCUUUCUGCAACAGCAAUUGUUCUCUUGCCUCUAGUACUGAGAAAGCUUUCAAAACUCAAGUACUUGUACAUCAGAAAUAACAUGGUUCUUCAAACAAUACCAGAAGGGCUUAUCUUGGGACUCAAAAGUCUUCGAGGGCUGGACCUUUUCCAUACUGGUGCUAGUUUCCCUAACGUCCUGCAAGAAUUUGCGAGCUCCACCAUAGAUCUGGAUAUGCUCGGCUAUACUGUGCAAACAAUAGCAGAGAUAACACAACUGGGACAACUGAAAAGGGUGUGCACACAGACACUCUGCAUGGACCAUUUUGAAGAUGAGAAACAUCCGGAUAUUAUUAACUUGCAAAUUUUAUCCAAACUACAAGAGCUGCGAGAAUUAGCCAUUGUAGAGAGCUCUCACAGUCAGAAGUUAUUAGUAGCUGAAGGUGGCCCUAAUUAUGAUCAAUGGCUACUCCCUUACAUGGAAAUCUUUGAACUGAACAAUCUUCUAGGGCUAGAGAAAGUGACGUGGAAAAAUGCAGGGAUGGACAUCAAAGUGGUUAGUAUCUAUAAAUGUGAUAAAUUAAAAGAUGUGACAUGGGUUCAUCACCUUGAACACCUUGAGCAGCUCAUAGUUGCACACUACAAGGAAAUGGAAAUAUUGAUUGAAACUAGAGAAUCGCCACAAGGUGUCAGCAUGAAGCAAACGACGUCAAAAAGUUUUCCUCGGCUGAUAAAGCUUAAAUUGGAAGAGCUGCCAAAGCUAUCCGUGAUAUGCAAGCAAGCAUGUGAAUUGGAAGAGUUGUCCUAUAUUUGUGUAACUCGGUGCGAUGAAAUGAAGGAUAUCCAAAAUCAAAAAUACAAGCAGAGUAUGAUCAAGAUAGAUUGCAGCGAAGAUUGGUGGAAUCGGAAUAGCUCAGGGAGAUUUAUUCCCUACUUCAAUCCAACAUUUUCCUCCUAG
Messenger RNA from Triticum aestivum (bread wheat), 1197 nucleotides. Its product is annotated as disease resistance protein RPS2-like. The transcript has 2 exons. The annotation marks the transcript as partial. The record is from RefSeq and is a predicted model, not a curated record. Lineage: Eukaryota; Viridiplantae; Streptophyta; Magnoliopsida; Poales; Poaceae. Gene Ontology annotation, molecular function: protein binding.